GGAUUGUAUCCUGAAAACUAUAGGGGUUAACAGGGUAUGUCUAUGGUGAUUGGUGAGUCUAGUGACAUAUUUCGGCAAAUUAGAUGAAUUUUGGAUGUGUUAUUUCGUGGAAGCAGUUUGUGUGAGAAAAUAAAAUUUGAUAGUAAAACGGUAGAAAUUUGGCGUUUAAGAUUGCAAUUUUAUUGCAAGCAGUCCGUUUUUAUUCCAAUAAGAUCGUUUAGAUCGUCGCAAAAAAUGUUCACUUUGUGGUACUCAAUUUUGACCUACAAAGAAUAUCGCAAGCAAAAAAUGGUGGACGCCGCAGUUUUAGAAAAACUUGAAGCCGGCUUCAAGAAGCUCGCUGAUUCCGACUCGAAAUCCCUACUCAAGAAAUAUCUUACCAAGGAUGUAUUCGAUCAACUGAAGACGAAGAAAACAUCAUUCGGUUCCACCCUCUUGGAUGUUAUUCAAUCUGGUGUUGAGAAUUUGGAUUCCGGAAUCGGUAUUUACGCCCCCGAUGCCGAAGCUUACACGGUAUUCGCCGACCUGUUCGACCCUAUCAUCGAGGACUACCACAAGGGCUUCACCAGGAGCGACAAGCAUCCGCCAAAGAACUGGGGCGACGUGAGCGUGUUCGGCAACUUGGACCCCGCCAACGAAUUCAUCGUCUCCACCAGAGUUCGCUGCGGUAGAUCCCUCGAGGGCUACCCUUUCAACCCCUGCUUAACUGAAGAGCAAUACAAGGAAAUGGAACAGAAAGUGUCGAGCACCCUUUCCGGUUUGGAAGGAGAGCUGAAGGGAACCUUCUAUCCCUUGACCGGCAUGAGCAAAGAAAUCCAACAGAAACUGAUCGACGAUCACUUUUUGUUCAAGGAAGGCGACAGGUUCUUGCAAGCCGCAAACGCUUGUCGAUUCUGGCCGACCGGUCGUGGGAUCUACCACAAUGAAAACAAAACCUUCUUGGUGUGGUGCAACGAGGAGGAUCAUCUUCGUAUUAUCUCCAUGCAGCAAGGAGGGGAUCUUGGUGAAGUCUACCGUCGUCUCGUAACGGCGGUGAACGAUAUCGAGAAGCGUAUUCCUUUCUCCCAUCACGACAGGUUGGGAUUCCUUACUUUCUGCCCGACCAAUUUGGGAACCACCGUCCGAGCUUCUGUGCACAUCAAGGUACCAAAAUUGGCCGCCAAUAAGGCCAAACUUGAAGAGGUGGCGGGUAAGUACAAUCUGCAAGUGCGCGGCACUCGUGGUGAGCACACCGAAGCUGAAGGUGGUAUCUAUGACAUCUCCAACAAGAGGCGUAUGGGUUUGACCGAAUUCGAAGCCGUUAAGGAAAUGUACGACGGUAUCCAAGAACUGAUUAAAAUCGAGAAGGAAUUGUAAACCCCUACAUUCGUGAUCAUUACUUCUAAGCAAUGAUAUAAUUUUAAAACCUAAUUGUUUUGAGUUUUUUUUUUUUGUAAAUUUUAUUUGUUGCAGGGAUCGCUACACGCGAUCUCGUUAUAGUGUAUCGUUCAGCUUACUAGUCGACAUUAUUUUCAGCAUUCGAUCAACUUACUUAAAGAUAGGGAAUAAAUAACAUUCGAAAAGGAUGUAUGACAACUUCGAAAAUAGUGCCGAAACAUUGGAUCUCCCCUUCAUCCAUUUAUUUAAUUGUAUUAUUUAAAGAGAAAGUAUUAUUUCAACUCACGUUUAUAACAAAAAAACAUUUAAUAAAAGACGUCCAAUGUA
Cylas formicarius (sweet potato weevil) is the source of this 1704-nucleotide messenger RNA. Its product is annotated as arginine kinase. The record is from RefSeq and is a predicted model, not a curated record. Gene Ontology annotation, molecular function: creatine kinase activity. NCBI's taxonomy places the organism in Eukaryota, Metazoa, Arthropoda, Insecta, Coleoptera, Brentidae. Gene Ontology annotation, biological process: phosphocreatine biosynthetic process. The transcript has 4 exons. The coding region runs from base 235 to 1356 and encodes 373 amino acids.